AUGACGCAGAGUGGGCCCAGUUGGGUCCAUCGCCCACGUCCCGUCGCUGUGGCCACCCUGCCCAAGAGAAAGGCUAAAGGGGACGCUAAAGGAGAUAAAGCCAAGGCGAAGGAUGAACCACAGAGAAGAUCUGCGAGGUUAUCAGCUAAACCUGCUCCUCCAAAGCCAGAGCCCAAGCCUAAAAAGGCCACCGCAAAGAAGGGAGAGAAGGUGCCCAAAGGGAAAAAGGGGAAGGCCGAUGCUGGCAAGGAUGGAAAUAACCCUGCAGAAAACAGAGAUGCCAAAACAAACCAGGCACAGAAAGCUGAAGGUGCUGGAGAUGCCAAGUGA
Messenger RNA from Sorex araneus (European shrew), 330 nucleotides. RefSeq names its product non-histone chromosomal protein HMG-17-like. Gene Ontology annotation, cellular component: chromatin; nucleus. The record is from RefSeq and is a predicted model, not a curated record. Gene Ontology annotation, biological process: chromatin organization. Gene Ontology annotation, molecular function: nucleosomal DNA binding. The transcript is spliced from 2 exons. Bases 1 to 330 code for a protein of 109 amino acids. NCBI's taxonomy places the organism in Eukaryota, Metazoa, Chordata, Mammalia, Eulipotyphla, Soricidae.